This is a messenger RNA of Sabethes cyaneus, 828 nucleotides long. Its product is annotated as collagenase-like. Gene Ontology annotation, molecular function: serine-type endopeptidase activity. The transcript is spliced from 3 exons. Gene Ontology annotation, biological process: proteolysis. Lineage: Eukaryota; Metazoa; Arthropoda; Insecta; Diptera; Culicidae. The coding region runs from base 1 to 828 and encodes 275 amino acids. The record is from RefSeq and is a predicted model, not a curated record.
AUGAAGUUGUUACUUACUGUGAUGACCAGCCUGGCCCUGGCCCAGGCGGCUCAGCUUCCGUUCCAGCGUCCUGUUACCGUCCGUGACGCUCAGGAUCUUGCCGCCAGGAGCCAUGUCCGUAUUGUCAACGGAUUUCCGGCCUCACCAGGUCAGUUCCCGUACCAAGUGUUCCUGAAAGGAUUUACUAGCGGCGAUGUUCGAGCCUGCGGUGGUUCUUUGCUCUCUAACGAGUGGAUCCUGACGGCUGCUCACUGUAUGACUGACGUUCAGUGGUUCGAAAUUGUCAUGGGAACCGUUGUGUCAGCUGCCCCCGAAGUGCUAGGAUACUCCACCAACUUUUUCCAGCAUAUAUCGUACAACCCCACUAACCUCAACCAUGAUAUUGGCCUGAUCCGACUCGAUAGACCGGUAGCCUUUUCACAGAACAUUCAACCGGUCAACCUACCGACUGCCGAUCGUGCCAUAGAAACGUUCUUUAAUUAUCUUGCGACCGUGUCCGGAUUCGGACGCACUAGCGACAUUGGCCCCAUAUCGCCGAUUAAAAACUGGGUAAAUAUCCGUAUCAUCGCGAACGGAGCUUGUGCUGCGGUGUUCGGAUCAUCGGUUGUGGUUCCGUCGACCAUCUGCGGUACCGGAGCUGAGGACGCGGACCAGAGUACCUGCCAGGGCGACUCUGGUGGCCCACUAACCAUUCAGGAGGGUGGCGCCAGCGUGCAAAUUGGUGUAGCUUCGUUCGUUUCAUCGGCCGGAUGCAAGGCCGGACAUCCGUCCGGCUACGUACGAACCACUCACUUCCGCUCGUGGAUCACUGGCCAGACCGGAAUCUAA